Molecule: messenger RNA, 744 nt
Organism: Morchella importuna
Lineage: Eukaryota; Fungi; Ascomycota; Pezizomycetes; Pezizales; Morchellaceae
Exons: 1
Coding region: 1-744 (247 amino acids)
Source: RefSeq, a predicted model, not a curated record
AUGGAAUCCAAACAAGAAAUUGUAAACUUUAUCGAUAAGACGUUUCAGGAUAUCGGAAGCUCACUUAGUCCCCUGGAGCUUCCUUCCAGCAUUCUACACUCAAAGGGUAUUAGGGACCAUAAAGUGGAGCCUGACGGUUUUCAAUCGUGUUUUGAACAUUCUAGCUAUCACACCAGAGAAUUUAAUGUGAAAGCCCAUGGUGUCCCACCUUUGCAACAUCAUCACUUGCAUACAGACAAACUGGCUAGUGAAUUGAUCCCUUUUGCAAACAAGCAUCCCAUUGAUCAUACUGGAGCCACCAGGAACGCUGGGGCUACCGGAAAUUCUGGAGCUAUUAGAGCUCCUUUGUGGCACGAAAAAGCCACUACAACGGCCUGCCGUCCGCAUGUGGGGGAAUUAAGGGGAGUAUAUGAGUGGAAGAACGUUUCUGAUGGCGUCAAACAUCUAGGCGAAAAGGAGAAAAAGCAGGGACAUGGGCAAGGUGUGAAGGAGGAGAAAGGCGAGGGAAGGAUGGAAAGCAACAGUGGCAGCGAAGGCCAAGACGAAGACAGCAAAGGUUACGUUCACGUAAUCUAUGCAAAGUCGAGCGGAUAUUGCAAUCAGAAGGUUAAGGACGAACUGCCUAAUGUCAUUUCAACCCGGGAGUCGUCUCCACAAAGCUCUUCCCCCAAAAAUGCGACUCUGAGCGAAAAAGAAGAACCUUCUUACGAGGACGAUUUUAUCAUUAUCGAACAUGAAAAGUAG